Molecule: messenger RNA, 1461 nt
Organism: Paramecium tetraurelia
Lineage: Eukaryota; Ciliophora; Oligohymenophorea; Peniculida; Parameciidae
Exons: 6
Biological process (GO): DNA repair; protein ubiquitination; mRNA splicing, via spliceosome
Cellular component (GO): cytoplasm; U2-type catalytic step 1 spliceosome; Prp19 complex
Molecular function (GO): protein binding; ubiquitin protein ligase activity; zinc ion binding
Source: RefSeq, a predicted model, not a curated record
AUGUAAUCCUGGUAAACUUGUGCAUUAUCUGGUGAAUUAAUAGAAACCCCAGUAAUAUCCAAAGUGAGUGGACAUAUCUACGAAAAAAGAUUGAUUGAAAAACAUAUUGAAAGCACAGGCACAUGUCCAAUAACAGGAAGACCUUUGAAUUUUGAUGAUCUGAUAGAGGUGAAAGUGGCCAAAGUGUAAAAACCCAGACCAGUGACUGCUACCUCAAUACCUUCAUUGCUUUCCCUUUUACAAAACGAAUGGGAUGCUUUGUUGUUGGAACAAUUCUAAUUGAAAUAGCAUUUGGAAUAAGUAAGACACGAAUUAACACAUGCCUUAUAUUAACAUGAUGCUGCAUGUCGUGUGAUAGCAAAGCUAAUAAAAGAGAGAGAUCAAGCAAGAAUAGAAUUAGCGCAAUUACAAAAUAAAUUAAAUCAUAAAGUAGAAGUAGAAACCAAUGAUGUUACUGAAAAGUUAUCAGCAAAUUAUGUGACUGAUAUAGAAUAAACCGCGUUAAAAUUAACAAGCCAAAGAAAAUUAUUAAGAAAGCAAUAAUCAUAUUUUGAAUAGUUUCCUAGUCCUUAGAUUUUGUCAAAUUAUGAGAUCAAGUAAUAACACACUUAAACUUAAGGUGGCACUUCAUUAGAUAUCUAAGCAAAUUAUGUGAUAGUAGGAGGAUAAGCAGGUUUAGUUUCACUGUAUCGUUCCGAAACAUUGUUGUAUAAGAAUCAAUAAAGCAAUCAGCGAAUAAAUACAAUUAAAUUUUUUACAACUGAUGAACAUUUAAGAUUUGUUUCAUCAACUUCAGAUGGAGACUUGGUCAUUUAUUAAUUUAACACCGAAACUAAUGAGGGAGUAGUAACCUAAACAGUGAAAGUAGGACAGAAUAUCACUGGAUUAGCUAUUCAUCCUCUUGGCUACAUUGCUAUUAUUGUGACAUCUGGAGGUCUUUUGUUGUUAUAUGAUUUAAGAUCUGGUUAAUAAAUUAGUAGAGUAACUGAUUUUGAAGGAUAAUGUUAAUUUACAUCUGUUGGUAUACAUCCAGAUGGGUUGUUAUUAGCAAUUGGAUAAGAAAAUUCAUAGAUUAAAAUUUGGAAGAUUACAUCUGGCUAAUUGGUUGCUUAAUUUGAAGGAUAAGAAGGAUCUAUAAGUUAGGUUGCAUUUUCUGAGAAUGGAGUUAAUUUGGCAUCAGUAUCAUCAACUGAAGUGUUUUAAUGGGACUUAAGAAAUCCGGGUUAAUUCUAAAAGUUGUUUCAAUCAUAAAACAUAAGCAGUAUUUCUUAUGAUACAUCAGGAGCUUACUUGGCUGUAGGUGAAAAUAAAAAUAUACACUUGUUUGACAUCAAAAAGUAAUAAGAAUUCUUCAAAUUCGAAAGUCAUAGAGAUGUUGUAACUGCGAUAAAAUUUGCCGAAUUUAAUAAAAAUAUAUACAGUUGUAGUUUUGAUAAACAAGUAAACAUCUAUGGUAAUUGA